CUGCUGCGUGCCAACUGUGUCUACGUGCAACGCCAUUUUCUGUGCCCGCGGGUGAACUAGUCGACUCGCGUUAGUUCAUUCGUUCGUUCGUUCGCGCGAUCGGUCGAUCGAACGUCGGCGACAUCCCGGGCGACGUUUGCCCCACGUUGAUCUUAGUUAGCCGCUUCUCAGCGAGGACUUUCGCCCGUUCUGCUCGUUUAACUUCUGCCCGUCUGUGUUAACUCGGCUUCCCCGCCCGGGAUAUGCACGGACACGCGGCGGACAGCCGUGCGACGGAUACGAUGGUCUCGAGAGAGCGGUGAGUGAAUUACCGCGAAGAGGAAUCAGGAGGUACAAGCCGGCAAGUCGAAAAUGCCGCUCCCGAAGCGAUUGGUGGAACCUGUGCACGUAGCACGCGGUACCAUCCCUGAGGACUUCCCGCUGCCAUCGGAACUCGAGGCAGCUACCAAUGGCACUUUGGCCAACACUAUCAGACAACUAUCUAGCCUAUCGAGGCACGCCGAGGAUCUCUUCGGGGAGCUGGCGAGAGAAGCGCACGGAUUGAGUGAUCGAGCGAAUUCCCUGCAGGCUAGGAUAGAUCGUCUGGCCGUCAAAGUCACCCAAUUGGAUAGUAACGUAGAGGAAGUCUCAUUGCAAGAUAUACACAUGAGGAAAGCCUUCAAAAGUUCCGUGGUGUUCGAUCAGCAAGUCGUCUCUAGGGAUACUAUGCCGACGGCAAUGCUGGAAACGUAUCACCAAUGUGACACGCCACCGCCCCUAGAUAAGCUUAAUGUUUACAGGGAGGAUGGCAAGGACGGUUUGAAGUUCUACACCGAUCCAAAUUACUUCUUUGACCUGUGGAGUCAGGAAAUGCUCAAAGACACGGAAAAGAAACUACAUGAUCGAGGAAAGAAGAGCGAGUCUGAAUAUGCCGAACCGUUCAGAGAGCCGCACAGGCCUCGGAAUGAGGGUGGCGGCGGAGGUGGUGGCAGGCAUAAGAAGCGUGUGAGGCAACCACAUAAUACGAGGGAACGACAACGGCAACUGGCCGUUGGCCAUGGCGAAUAUAUCAUGCCAACGCAGGCGGUGCAAUACAGGGCGCCACACAAUGUGCAACCUGAUGACGCGUUACUGGGAAUGGUAAUGACGGAUCCCAGGCCACCUAGGCCCAACAGCAUCGAAUUGCGACGAAGCUACCCCCCAGAAGAGCAGCAUCUCUACAGCCCGCCGUCUUCCGAUCACUACAGGGGAACGAACUAUAUGACUCAGGGCUACGAUGAGAAUCCAUACGGUUCGCAUUAUGCCUCUGGUCAGGCACCGAUCGGUAGCGAUGCGUAUCAGAGUCCUGGUGGUCAGAGUACUCCGAGUCGGGGCGGCAGGGCACGGCCAUCGCAGCCGCCACCGGCGCCGCCGAGCAACGCUUCCAGCAAUUCCACGCCUACAGUGGCAUCCGCCAACAACACUCCAACUAGGGGAAGAUCCAUGAGCACCGGCAGGGAUACCCUGCCACCGCCACCUCCGCCACCAGGAGAAACCAUGUCUCCUCCUUCCAUGAACGGUUCCAUACCGCCGCACUUGCUGAACAGGAGCGGAAGUCGGUCGGAUAGUCCGCUACCAAGUCAACGUUCGACACCGACGCCACCGAACCAUUCAGGCCAAUUGGGUACGGAUGAGACAGAUCCAGCACCCCAGGAUCUUCCACCACCUCCGCCCACCCCAGAUCCCACUCCGCCAAGACCCAUCUCACCUCCAUACAACAUCCCGCCACCUCCACCACCGCCACCUCCUCCACCGGUCGCUAAUGGACCUACGGCACCAUUGCCGCUGACAAAUGGCGAUAUCGCGAAGAUGAUUGCGACUAAUCCGCCGAAACUAAAGCCUUUGAAGAGCAUUGUAGACGGCCAGUUAAGGAAACCGGUCAACCCAAAUAUCCCAUUGGUCGACCCGCGAAAUGAUUUGCUCAAGGCGAUUCGUGAUGGCAUAAAACUACGCAAGGUAGAGAAGAUUGAACAGAAAGAAGUGGAACGCGUGAAUGCACUUAAUGACGUCGCAUCCAUUCUGGCGCGUCGCGUCGCCGUUGAGUUCAGUGACAGCGACUCGGCAUCAGAGAGCGAAUGCGAUAGCGAAGGAUGGGGCGAGCAGGAGAGUAAUCUGGCGUGACCCAACUCCCUAUCAUCCGCCGCCGUUACUGCCUCCUAGGGAAACGGCUGAUGAUUCAUUCAUUGAUGCUUCGAUGCCACCGUAACGUUCUCCAGCGCUGUAGCGAGCCGAUCUAUUUCGUUUCUCUUCUCGUAUCUCCGUGACCGAUAUCUCGUUUCCGAGGAAUUACAAAACGUUCACGCGCUUUAAAUAUUGUAUUAUAUGUUUACAAUUUACAAAUUUCCGAGGUAGUACCGAAGUAAAUUCUGAAUUAUAAAAGCAUAAUUAUACACAAUCUCCUCUCAACGAAGAUUAUUCGUUAUGGAGAAUAUACAGGUAGAAUCUUAAUUUAUUAUUGCUCGCCAAACAAAGACAACGUAAACUUCUUUAAUGGAGAUAAUUGUUCGCGCCUUUCAUUGCGUUAGUAAUACGAGAAGAAAUGAUAACGAUAUUAUAUUUUCUUGAUAUCAUUAUCCUGUGUUAAUCUUUUGUGUUAAGAAAUUCAUUCUGCAAAAAGAACACAAAAUACUACUCGAAAACAAUAGAAAUAUUAGAAGUUAAAUUUUUGAAAAAAGAAUUCUUGAAAGACGUGUUUGAGUUUCGACAACUUUAUAGGAUCGUCAAUCAUAUUGUUGUACUUUUGUCUCACAAGUUAUUCCGCAAUAUUGAAUCGACUGGUCAGUCGACAAAGCAACAGCAUCGUUUAAUCACUUUGUUCUUAGAACGUUUUUGAAGACAUGCUAAUUGCGAUCAAUUUAAUUACGAAUGUAGUUUAGCCAAAUCGCGAUUCGAGUUUUGAGUGCAGCGAAUGGAGCACUCGUGAGCUCGUAAGAAAAACACAAUGCGAAGAUCAAGCACUAGUUAAUAAUGUAUUCGUAAAUCCAGGUUAUAGGAUUUUCUGGAACGACAGGAAAAUCCUAGAAGAGGCGGCUGACAGGUUGAACGCCACGUUUAUAGUCUCCUUAAAAUAGUACGCUUUAAACUAAAAUAUCUUCUGCAUAUUUCCGACUUGUAUGACCAUC
Trachymyrmex cornetzi is the source of this 3140-nucleotide messenger RNA. It is a transcript of the gene SCAR, whose product is annotated as wiskott-Aldrich syndrome protein family member 3 SCAR. The record is from RefSeq and is a predicted model, not a curated record. Gene Ontology annotation, molecular function: Arp2/3 complex binding; actin binding; protein kinase A regulatory subunit binding. Gene Ontology annotation, biological process: actin cytoskeleton organization; positive regulation of Arp2/3 complex-mediated actin nucleation. Gene Ontology annotation, cellular component: SCAR complex; cytoskeleton. Bases 352 to 2139 code for a protein of 595 amino acids. NCBI's taxonomy places the organism in Eukaryota, Metazoa, Arthropoda, Insecta, Hymenoptera, Formicidae. The transcript is spliced from 9 exons.